Fimicolochytrium jonesii is the source of this 3636-nucleotide messenger RNA. RefSeq names its product SNF2 family N-terminal domain-containing protein. Bases 13 to 3288 code for a protein of 1091 amino acids. Gene Ontology annotation, molecular function: ATP hydrolysis activity; histone binding; DNA binding. The transcript is spliced from 6 exons. Lineage: Eukaryota; Fungi; Chytridiomycota; Chytridiomycetes; Spizellomycetales; Powellomycetaceae. Gene Ontology annotation, biological process: DNA repair. Gene Ontology annotation, cellular component: Ino80 complex. The record is from RefSeq and is a predicted model, not a curated record.
AAGGCACAUCAGAUGAUGCAGAGCUUCACAGCAAUCAGGCAGCAGAAUGCCUUGAAAAUUGCACAGAUGGCCCGGCAAGCGCUUAUUCGAAGCAAACCGACGAAACAACAGCUUGCGAAAGAUUUGACAGCGCGGACAAAGCGAGCAGCAAGAGAAAUGUUGUCUUUCUGGAAGCGGAACGAAAAGGAAGAGCGUGAGCUCCGGAAGAAGGCUGAAAAGGAGAAGAUGGAAUCCCGAAAGCGAGAGGAGGAGAUGAGGGAAGCCCAACGGCAGGCCAGGAAACUGAACUUCCUGAUCACUCAGACGGAGCUGUACAGCCAUUUCGUUGGAAAGAAGCUAGGGGUUGCGGAUGACGACGCAUCUGCUGACGCGAAAAUACCGGAACCUGCCGCCCAAGCAGAGCCAUUCCGUGAUAUCGAUUUCGAUACCGAAGAUGAUGAGCAACUGAAAGCUCGAGCGGCUGUGCAAGCUCAAGCUGCGUUGGCGAAGCAGCAAGAAGCAGCACGGCAGUUCGACACGAAAACCAACAGCAAUAUACAGCUGACGGAGACGACUGUUGAUCAAAUGAAUUUCUUGAAUCCUACGAGCUUCAAAUCGGGACCGGAGGUGGAGCAGCCAAGCAUGCUUACGGUGACUCUGAAGAGCUACCAAGCAAAGGGGUUGAACUGGCUGGCUGGAUUGUGGGAACAAGGAAUCAACGGGAUCUUAGCUGAUGAAAUGGGUCUUGGCAAAACCAUCCAAUCCAUCUCGUUGAUGGCACAUCUUGCGGAAACGCAUAACCUAUGGGGUCCAUUUCUUGUAGUCUCGCCAGCAUCAACGCUCCCGAAUUGGCAGCAAGAAAUUGCUCGCUUUACUCCACAACUCAAGGUCCUACCCUAUUGGGGAGAUGCAGACGAUCGGAAAACACUUCGAAAGCUGCUGAACCCGAAGAAACUUGGACUAGUGGACUCCCCAUUCCAUGUUGCCGUCACCUCGUAUCAGCUAAUCGUCUCCGACUACCAGUAUUUCGGUCGCAUCAAAUGGCAAUAUAUGAUUCUCGACGAAGCGCAAGCUAUCAAGUCAUCCUCAUCGCAACGCUGGAAAACUCUUCUGAAACUGCCCACCCGAAACAGACUUUUACUCACUGGGACACCAAUCCAGAACUCUAUGCAGGAACUAUGGUCGUUGCUGCAUUUCAUCAUGCCGACAUUGUUUGACUCCCAUGAGGAGUUCAAUGAGUGGUUCAGUAAAGAUAUCGAAAGUCACGUCGAAUCUGGAGGAGAGGGCAAGGGGCUCAACGAGGAACAAUUGCGCCGUCUGCAUAUGAUCCUCAAGCCUUUCAUGCUACGUCGAGUCAAGCGCGACGUGGAGAAUGAACUAGCAGAGAAAAUCGAGAUUGAGCUCCCGUGCACUCUGACGUGGCGCCAACGCGAGCUAUAUCGUCGCUUGAAGAGUAAGAUCAGUGUCCGCGAGCUUCUGGACGGCCUUGGUUCAUCUUCUUCGGUGAACACCAACACGGCGAACGGGAACGCUGACAUUUGGGGAGACGACGAUGGUGGCGACACGCUCAUGAACCUUGUCAUGCAGUUCCGGAAAGUGUGCAAUCAUCCGGAGCUGUUUGAGAGGAGCACGAUCAAGGGGCCGUUCUAUGCCCUACCAGUUGAGCUGAUGGACGCUUACGGAGGCGCACGAACCAGCUUGGCGGAUGCUGGGUGGUCUAUGAUUCGCUAUCGCGUACCGACGCUCAUCUGGAAUACUGCAUGGAAUGUUUCGCGGAUCCGUUGGCACGGAGUAAAGAUCCUUUCCAAUCCUGCUAACGUUUCGGAAGAUCUAUAUGCUUCAUUGCGGCGAAGUCGUUCGCAGCCUGCCGACGCCAAGAGUAGAACGACUUCCACAUUUGACUUCCUGGCGUUGUGUGACACUUCGCCUUCGGAGUUUGCUUUCCUGUCCGACGCUGAUCUCCUCGAACGUUGGGUGCAUCAUCUUCUCACACGUGAAGCCCUAUGGAGAUUGCAAGAGUAUUUUGCUCGUAACGACCUGGAGACUCCCGCGAGACAUACUCUUUCCCUGUCGCGGCGGCCACUACAAGUCUAUAUUCCCGGUUUACCUGACAUCUGGUCGUUUACUACCGAGGAGGAGCCACAUCACAUUCUGAGUCGACUAGAAGUAGCAAGCACCGAAUCCGCUGUAGCUUCUCCGGUGGAAGCGGUUUGCUCUUCGCGUUCUUUCUUGACGGAGCAACAGUGGCUGCGAUACAAUACAUGUGUCCGCGCCCUUCUCUAUCACCAAGCCAUAUAUCUGCUCUCUGUAUCUCGGACCGAUCGCCGUGCAUACGACUAUAUCACGUCCCACACUCCAGAUACCCUUCCGGUUGAGGCUGGGUUGCUAGGCAAACCGACGCGACCUGGCGUUGGCUGGGGUUUCCUGACGGUGCCAAGCGUGGAGCGUCUGGUCGUCGAUUCUGGCAAGAUGUUGGUCUUGGACAAGUUGCUUGCUACCCUGAAGGCUGGAGGCCACCGCGUUUUGAUAUUCUUCCAAAUGACAUUGAUGAUGGAUCUCAUGGAGGAGUAUCUUGCUAGCCGUCAAUACGGUUACCUUCGCUUAGACGGCUCAACCAGCAUCUUGGAUAGACGAGAUCUCGUUACCGACUGGCAGACGCGACCGGAAAUAUUCGUAUUCAUACUGUCAACACGCGCCGGGGGUUUGGGCAUCAAUCUCACAGCAGCGGAUACUGUCAUCUUCUACGAUAGCGACUGGAAUCCAACUGUCGAUCAACAGGCCAUGGAUCGUUCUCACCGCCUUGGACAAACAAAGCAAGUAACGGUGUAUCGCCUGAUUACCACCGGCACGAUUGAAGAACGCAUCGUCCAGCGGGCUCGGCAAAAGGAUCAAAUCCAGAAGGUCGUCAUCAGUGGCGGUGAAUUCAAGCAGCAGGUUGAAUUCAAGCCGAAGGAGGUUCUGAGUCUACUCCUCGAUGAUGAAGAGAUGGCUGAAAAAGUGCGGAAAGAGUCUGCGCUUCGCCGUGCAGAAGAAGAACAGAAGCAGAAAGUGAAAGCAGCGAAAGCCGCCGCGACCAAGGCGCGAAAAAACGUUGGCGGGGCGAGGAGUAAACAAGGCACGCCGCGCGCCAGCGGGUCUCCUGCGCCGUCCGUGGGUGGCCCAUCUCGAAAGACGACGAUUACAGCACGGUCCUCCUUGUCAACGACAUCUGGACUUCCUGGAACACCGCUCAGCAACACGGACUCUCCUUCUGUCGCAGCUCCGACAAGUGGUUCGGCUGCUGGCAUGGGGGCUGGACCAUCACAGUAGCGAAAUGGACAGAAAGCUGACGGGAUCUCCGCGAUCCACACACCACCCGCCUUGUACAUGUACAUCUCCUUCUUGGCAUCUAUACCAGCCGAUUUCUCGGCAUUUUUGGAUCACUAAUUUGCAUGCCUGCCGGGUUACAUUGAAUAUAUUCACAUUUUGGCAAAAGCGUAGUUGUUAUGUACAAUCCCCAUGUGCGAUCACUUGUUCUGUUUGUCGACACGGUGGAGCAGACAAGAUAGUUCAUGCACACAUCUGCUGCCCGGAGCGCUUGUCGCUGUCGCUGUCGCCGGCCUGGCUCGCUCGUGACUACUUUCUGGCACUUUGCCGCUCACGCGGUGAAGGACCUAA